This is a messenger RNA of Trachymyrmex septentrionalis, 453 nucleotides long. RefSeq names its product odorant receptor 30a-like. NCBI's taxonomy places the organism in Eukaryota, Metazoa, Arthropoda, Insecta, Hymenoptera, Formicidae. The record is from RefSeq and is a predicted model, not a curated record. Gene Ontology annotation, molecular function: odorant binding; olfactory receptor activity. The coding region runs from base 76 to 453 and encodes 125 amino acids. The transcript has 4 exons. Gene Ontology annotation, cellular component: plasma membrane. Gene Ontology annotation, biological process: detection of chemical stimulus involved in sensory perception of smell; sensory perception of smell.
GUGCUGAUUAAAAGACAUAACAAAGUCUACGCAUUUUCCGAGAAUAUUGAGGAACUUUUUUCCUUCAUUGCAUUGAUGCAAGUUGUUUGCAAAACUUUAGUCAUUUGUUGCUUAGGAUUCGUUAUUAUAAUUUCGGUUCAUAAUGAAAUCGAUUUCUACUUGUUUGUGAAAGCUGCUGUGGCUUAUAUUGCCGUAAUGAUAGAAAUCUUUAUUAUUUGCUUUGCCGGAGAAUAUCUUAGUCUUAAGAGUAAAUCAGUCGCUGAUGCAGCAUAUAAAUCGUUGUGGUAUGAUAUGCCAAUUAAUCAGACUAAAAUUAUAUCAUUCGUGAUAAUGAAAUCCCAAAGGCGAUUGUCAAUCACUGCAGGGAAGAUGAUGGAUAUGUCAUUCGAAGCUUUAACGAAUAUCAUGCGGGCAUCGGCAUCAUAUGUAUCUGUCUUGUAUGCGAUGUAUUGA